Centropristis striata (black sea bass) is the source of this 1433-nucleotide messenger RNA. Its product is annotated as cytochrome c-a-like. The coding region runs from base 276 to 704 and encodes 142 amino acids. The record is from RefSeq and is a predicted model, not a curated record. Lineage: Eukaryota; Metazoa; Chordata; Actinopteri; Perciformes; Serranidae. Gene Ontology annotation, molecular function: heme binding; electron transfer activity. Gene Ontology annotation, biological process: mitochondrial electron transport, ubiquinol to cytochrome c; mitochondrial electron transport, cytochrome c to oxygen. The transcript is spliced from 3 exons. Gene Ontology annotation, cellular component: mitochondrial intermembrane space.
UGGAAGCUAAAUGGGUGUGACCCACAUACUGUGUCGUCUUCACUGAGUUGCGCAAUGUGUUUUAUCACAUCUUAUUCGACCCGACCGAGCCACUCCCUUCUUAAAUUUCACAGCAUUUGUUGUUGAGGUUCAAAUCCGGUCUUUUCUCACAACUGACGUUACUUUGGCAAACGGCUAGAAACUUCAAGCGAGCAAACAAACAACAAAACUUUGGAAAAGGGAGGAAACUUACACCUGGAGAAAUUUGAACUACACAAACCCGUCAGUUGCUGGUCAUGGGGGACAUCGCAAAAGGGAAGAAAUCGUUUGUCCAGAAAUGUUCCCAGUGUCACACAGUGGAAGAGGGGGGCCGCCACAAACAGGGGCCCAACCUGUGGGGUCUGUUUGGUAGGAAGACAGGACAGGCAGAAGGCUACUCCUAUACACAGGCCAAUAUUGAUAAAGGCAUCAUUUGGGAUGAGGGGACUCUAAAUACGUACCUUCAAAACCCUAAGAAGUACAUUCCUGGUACCAAGAUGAUCUUCAGUGGGAUCAGGAAGAAAAAGGAAAGAGAGCAUAUUGUAGCCUAUUUAAAGGACGCCACCUCCCCUGAUACCCCAACCCCACCUUCCACUGACACCUCCGAAUCCAAAUCCACAUCCCCACCCCCUUCCUCCCCCAAAUCCAAAUCCACCUCCAAAUCCAAAUCCACCACAAAAAAAUAAAUUUCUGUGUCAUGAUUUUUAACUAAUUCACAAUAGUUUUUUUAAAAUGUCUAUCACUACAUUUUGUUCCAGUACAGCAUUGCUGCCACACUGUUUCUGUGUGUAGGAGACUGUUUUUAAUUAUCGUAUGAGUCAGCCUUCGUGCAACUUGUGGGUUUUGACAUUUCCUCAGUCAAGGCUUCUUAAAGAGGCAGUCUUCCUUUGGGAUUUCCUAGGAUUGGAGUUGUUUACCUAAAUAGGCUAUUUUACAAACUACUUUGCAUUUUUGCCACUUUAACUAUACCGCAAUGUUGAUUGCUGUUUUUAAGAUUUAUUUUUGUACUUCUUGUUUACUACUUAUAAGUCUCAUUCUGUGUACAUGUUGUAUUCUUCUACACUCUUAACAUGGGUUGACUGAGAGUGUGUUAAAUGGUGCUGAAAUGUACUUUUUUCCUUCUCUUUUUAUAGUUACGGGGUGGACUUGUUAUAAAGCUGCACUUUAAAAUGAGUGUUUUGUAUUUUUUCUUUUCUAAAUGAAUGUGUGUAUUCGGCUUAAUGACAGAUUUGUCAUUUACAGAAAAAUUAAAUUUACAAGUUCUACCCCUGGUCUAAUAACAACAUGUUGUAUACGGGUUCAUCUUAAGUGCUUACAUUUAUAUUAUAUUCUUUAUAUUGAGUUACUGUUAUUACUUUUCUGGAGAAUACCUUGACCUUGACUUCAGGAAAUGGAUGUGGCAAUAAAAGUUCUGC